Molecule: messenger RNA, 1872 nt
Organism: Metarhizium album ARSEF 1941
Lineage: Eukaryota; Fungi; Ascomycota; Sordariomycetes; Hypocreales; Clavicipitaceae
Product: collagen precursor
Exons: 4
Coding region: 1-1872 (623 amino acids)
Source: RefSeq, a predicted model, not a curated record
AUGCGGCCCUCGGUCGUCACGACCCUGGUCUUCGGACUCGCCUCGGCUGCUGUCGAUGGAAACUUUGAGCCGCCCGAACACGGGAUUCUCGUUGAGAGAACCCUAGGCCUGAAGUCCAUCUUUAUGGGCAUGAAUAUGCACAGCGGCCAUGACUUCAUGGGGCUCCUUGGAGCCAAAAAGACUGCAAUGCUGUGCGGCGAGGCGGGCAAGUUUGAUAACUUCGGCUCCUUCUGUGACACAUUGGGUUUAAAGGGCAUUUUGCAGAAGAAAUUGGAAUUCUUCAUGAAGGACAAGUGCGGCCCGCAGUUCCCUCCCCCCGGGUGGCCUCCUGGAUCUGAGGGCCAACCACCACCUCCCCCUGGACCGCCUCAACCACAACAACCUCCUGCGCCGCCUCCUGGAUCUGAUUCUCCACCGCCUCCUCCUGCGCCGCCUCAACCACAACCUCCUACAGAGACAACAGUAAUAGUUCCUCCAACUCCUCCAACUCCCCCGGGAGAAAACCCGACGGACAUAGCGCCUCCCGGCCCUCCCGGCCCUCCCGGCCCUCCUGGCUCUCCUGGCUCUCCCGGCUCUCCCGGCUCUCCCGGCUCUCCUGGCUCUCCUGGCCCUCCCGGCUCUCCUGGCCCUCCCGGCUCUCCCGGCUCUCCCGGCUCUCCCGGCUCUCCCGGCUCUCCCGGCUCUCCCGGCUCUCCCGGCUCUCCCGGCUCUCCCGGCUCUCCCGGCUCUCCCGGCUCUCCCGGCUCUCCCGGCUCUCCCGGCUCUCCCGGCUCUCCCGGCUCGGCCCUCCCGGCCCUCCCGGCUCUCCCGGCUCUCCCGGCUCUCCCGGCUCUCCCGGCUCUCCUGGCUCUCCUGACUCUCCUGGCUCUCCUGACUCUCCUAACUCUUCUGACUCUCCAGACUCUCCCGACUCUCCCGACUCUCCCGACUCUCCUGACUCUCCUGACUCUCCCGGCUCUCCCGACUCUCCCGACUCUCCUAACUCUCCUGACUCUCCUGACUCUCCCGGCUCUCCCGGCUCUCCCGACUCUCCCGGCUCUCCCGGCUCUCCCGGCUCUCCUGGCUCUCCUGGCUCUCCUGGCUCUCCUAGCCCUCCCGACUCGGCCAGCCCUACCGGCCCUGCCAACCCUCCAGAGCCCCAAGGUCCCCAAGCCCGACUCUCGGGAAAAGUUUUCCAAGCUUGUCGAAGAGUGUCUUUCGACUGCCUGUCCGUCCGAGUCCGUCGCCUCUGUCACACAAGGACUGAGCUCCGUAUGCUCGUGCUUGACCAACCCUCCUGGGCCGACCGACAGUGGCAUGCCUCCGCCACCUCAGCCGUGUCAGCCGGGAGAAAGUGGCGACUGCACUCAGGCGCAGCCACCAGCCACGGGCCCUGCCGGCCCUCCCGGCUCUCCCAUGCCUACUGGCUCUUCUGAUACGCCCGGUUCCGAUUCGCCCGGUUCAGAUUCGCCCGGUUCCGACUCGCCCGGUUCCGAUUCGCCCGGUUCAGAUUCGCCCAGUUCCGACUCGCCCGGUUCCGAUUCGCCCGGUUCAGAUUCACCCGGUUCCGACUCGCCCGGUUCCGACUCGCCCGGUUCGACCGAUUCAGCAGAAUCCCCCCCUAUAUUCGCCCGGUUCCGACUCGCCCGGUUCGGAUUCGCCCAGUUCGGAUUCGCCUGGUUCGGAUUCGCCCGGUUCAGAUUCGCCCAGUUCGGAUUCGCCCAGUUCGGAUUCGCCCGGUUCCGACUCGCCCGGUUCGGAUUCGCCCAGUUCGGAUUCGCCUGGUUCGGAUUCGCCCGGUUCAGAUUCGCCCGGUUCAGAUUCGCCCGGUUCAGAUUCGCCUGGUUCGACCGAUUCAGCAGAACCCCCCCCUAUGCCUACUGGCUCUCCUGA